GGAGGUGGAGGUGGAGGUGGAGGUGGAGGUGGAGGUGGAGGGGGAGGUGGAGGUGGAGGUGGAGGUGGAGGUGGAGGUGGAGGUGGAGGUGGAGGUGGAGGUGGAGGUGGAGGUGGAGGUGGAGGUGGAGGUGGAGGUGGAGGUGGAGGUGGAGGUGGAGGUGGAGGUGGAGGUGGAGGUGGAGGUGGAGGUGGAGGGGGGGGCCGGGAUCGAGGUGGUAGCAGGGGAGGCAAAAGAGGCAGCCAGUCAGGGAAGAAUGUCAUCUUGGAACCGCAUAGACAUGAAGGCAUCUUUAUUUGUCAGGGAAAGGAGGAUGCCCUUGUCACAAAGAAUCUAGUCCCUGGAGAAUCCGUAUAUGGGGAGAACAGAGUCUCUAUUUCAGAGGAAGAUUACAAAAUUGAGUACCGAGACUGGAACCCCUUCCAUUCCAAGCUGGCAGCAGCAAUCCUGGGGGGCAUAGACCAGAUCCACAUCAAGCCGGGGGGCCAAGGUUCUCUCUACCUUGGGGCAGCCUCAGGCACCACUGUCUCUCAUGUCUCUGAUAUUGUUUGCCUGGAUGGUCUGGUCUAUGCAGUUUUCUCCCUCCAUUCUGGCAGUGACCUCAUCAACUUGGCCAAGAAGAGGACCAACAUUAUUCCUGUGAUUGAAGAUGCACAGCACCCACACAAAUACCGCAUGUUUAUUGCAAUGGCGAAUGUGAUCUUUGCUGAUGUGGCGCAGCCACACCAAACCUGGAUUGUGACCCUAAAUGCCCACACCUUCCUGCGGAAUGAAGGACACUUUGUGAUUUCCAUUAAGGCCAACUGCAUUGAUUCCACGGCCUCAGCAGAAGUUAUGUUUGCAUCAAAAGUGAAGAUGAUGCAGCAAGAGAACAUGAAGCCCCAGGAGCAGUUGACGCUAGAGCCCUACAAACAGGACCACGCUGUGGUUGUAGGUGUGUACAGGCCACCUCCCAAGGCAAAGAACUGAAACUCAGAGCUGUCUGGAUUGGAAGAAAUGUGUGUUG
Molecule: messenger RNA, 1006 nt
Organism: Onychomys torridus (southern grasshopper mouse)
Lineage: Eukaryota; Metazoa; Chordata; Mammalia; Rodentia; Cricetidae
Product: rRNA 2'-O-methyltransferase fibrillarin-like
Biological process (GO): rRNA methylation; box C/D sno(s)RNA 3'-end processing
Cellular component (GO): nucleolus; box C/D methylation guide snoRNP complex; small-subunit processome
Molecular function (GO): RNA binding; histone H2AQ104 methyltransferase activity; rRNA methyltransferase activity
Source: RefSeq, a predicted model, not a curated record